AUGAAGAUGCAGUUUUACAGUGACAGAGACCCCCAGGCCACUGGGUUCUUUAAAGUGAUGGUAGAAUUUUGACAGUUGGUCCACUUCAAGAAGAAAGCUAAUGGCUAUGUGGACAAAGAGAGCAAGUCUCUGAAGCUGGUGGCAGCCACCAAAGCUGUCUUGGCUCAGGGCUAA
Messenger RNA from Galeopterus variegatus (Sunda flying lemur), 174 nucleotides. Its product is annotated as selenoprotein W-like. The record is from RefSeq and is a predicted model, not a curated record. Lineage: Eukaryota; Metazoa; Chordata; Mammalia; Dermoptera; Cynocephalidae.